AUGGCAUCUAUUGUAUAUGAUGGCGUUGGUGGUGGAGAGGCACUUUUUGAAGGCAUGAAGUUCUUCAUUCUUCAGCGAGUGCCUAUGCGCUCAAGGUGGAUAGAGUUAAUUCAGUCAAAUGGGGGUGAAGUAACAAAGUUCGAAAAGAAGGCUCAAAUUAUAAUCGCAGAUGGUGCGCGAAAAGAUGCGCCGCCGGGAUCUGUUUCAUGGAAGUUUAUUGAAGAAUCUGCGAAAGCUGGGAAAUUGGUAGACAUGGAAGCAUAUCGAUGCGGUGCGCAAGCAGGGACGAUUAGUGAACGAGCAACUGCACAGCCCGCAAAAACUUCACGCACACCUUAUACAGCCGAGGAUGACCGCAUUUUGACCAAAUGGGUCUUGAAGGCAGAGCGAAUGGGGCGGUCCACGAAGGGUAAUCAAAUAUACAUGGAAUUAGCGGCGCGGUACCCUCAUCAUACAUAUCAAUCUUGGCUAGAUCAUUGGAAGCGCUACCUUCUACCUCGCCAUGAGGCAGGAAAAUUACAUUACGAUAUAGAAGAUGGCGACUCACCAUCUCCCGAAAGGCAACCAAAAUCUGCUAAAAGGGAGCCCGCCAAGCCUCCUCCAACAAGAAUUCCUCAUGAACGAGUACAACCAUGUGCUCCAAAAGAAAGAGUCCCGGUUCCUGAUCCUUCAUCCCUUCAAAGGCAUUCAAGCUCCCAGUCAUCGCGGCCGGCAUUUUCAAAAGCCUCGUUUCCGGAGGGGGAUACACGAAAGCCUGUGGAUAGACGACCUUUCACAAAAGAGGACGAUGAUUUACUUCGGAAAGAGUUUGUGGGAAUUUGUAAACUUGAUCCCAGUAAAGAGAUUGCGGCUUGGGAGGCAUGUAAUCGAGCACAUCCUGAUCAUACAGCCCAGGAAUGGCGAAACUAUUUCCACGAAGAGUUUUUUCCUCGAGAAAUGAAAGAAAGGGAAAUGAAAAAGCAGGCAAAAAUUAAGCCUGUGCCAUCGACAACCAGUCGGCAUGUUUCUAAUCCCUCACAAGAUGAAGUUCACAAAGCAUCCACGCGAACAAAGCAUUCUACCAAUGACCCCGAGAAAGCUUCAGUAAAAGCUGCUGUCAAAAGCCCAGUUAUUCCUUCUCAAAAUUUUAGGUCAAGAGCCCACCAGGAGCCAAAAUCAACACCCGAGGUUAUUUCAGGAAAAGUUGAUCUAGAACAAAGGCCUUAUACGAAUUCGCUUCUGAAGGAAGAGGCAUAUUUUACCCAUACCCUAAAAGAAUUCUCGGAGGCCUUGGGAUUUGAACCUGAUGACUUGAACUUUUAUCCCGUAGUUUGCGGAAAAGAGAUUUCCAUUUUCAAACUUUGGCAGAUCGUCAUGUUAUUUGGUGGCUUUGCAAAGACAAACGCUGACAGCCGAUGGCAAGAGGUAGCUGAUAGACUAAGCUUUCCCAUUGUGAACCGUGCCAAGGCAGCUAAAGAUUUGAAAAGUUGUUAUGAAGAAAUAUUAUCUGAAUUAGAAACAGCAGUUGAUGAGGCCCAGAACGACACAGAGAAUCCUGAAUUCACAACCUCUCAAGAAGAAGUUAUGAUAGCAUCACAGCUCGAAGCUACAAUUUUACGCAGUGUUCAGAGAUCCUCCGAUCAUGAAGAUGGGAUAGAGGACAACGAUGAAGUUUCAAAGCUACCACCACCGAGGACUAAACCCAAGCAACAGUUUACCACGCCAACCAAGAAACGCACAAUUGACUCUGACGGCUUGUCCAACCGUACCGGUUCUUCUGUGACUAAGCACGAAAUCAAGCGUCGUAAGGUCCAGAAGGGCAAAGGUAAAGAAGUGGAAAUUCCAUCCACUCCAGAACAUAUUUUCAAUGCUACACAACCGCCUAUAAGUCAUCAUACAGCACCGCCUAAGUAUCCAUUUGAUGAAAAUAGCGAAGAUGACGAUCGUGAAGCCCGAGAAAGAAUUCGUCGUAUUCAGAAAAGGAAACCAGAAGGGUCAUCUGGGAAACCUUCAGCCAAGGACCCCUUGCUCGAGCCAGAGACGCAAGAUUUCCAUUAUCCAGACAUUGGCAAAGAAGCCUCGAUAGCAUCUCCGACUCCAGCUCCGAAAAAUAGAGCUGCAAAGGAUAUCAUUGAUUUAACUCAAGAUUCAACUACAGAGUCGGAAACAGAACCAGAACCAGAACCAGAUUCGGAAUCAGAUUCGGAAGACUCAAUUAACGCCGAAUUCGCCAAAUAUCUGGACCUUGGCUAUUCCCGUGAAAUCAUAGCAGAAGCUCUCAUUGCAUCGACUUACGUAUAUGACGUUGCAAGCGUUAUUAUGGAACAAUUGAAAAUGGGCCACGAUAUCCCGGACAAUAUGGAAGGAGCCUGGACUAAAAGGGAUGAUGAUGCGCUACUGAAGGGCACGGGGCCAGAGUAUGAGAGAAUAAGAGAGAAACAUGGUGAUGCAAGGAUUGCUGCGAGGAAGAAGUUUAAUCGACAUAUUCAGAGUCUUCAAGAAUUGGAUUGA
Molecule: messenger RNA, 2490 nt
Organism: Sclerotinia sclerotiorum 1980 UF-70
Lineage: Eukaryota; Fungi; Ascomycota; Leotiomycetes; Helotiales; Sclerotiniaceae
Exons: 4
Coding region: 1-2490 (829 amino acids)
Biological process (GO): telomere maintenance via telomere lengthening; regulation of DNA-templated transcription
Cellular component (GO): shelterin complex
Molecular function (GO): telomeric repeat DNA binding
Source: RefSeq, a predicted model, not a curated record